AUAUAGAGAGAGAAAGGUUGUGUCUUUAGAUGGGAAAAGUGGGUUUUUUAGCAGCCUAAUUGGAUUUUUGUAGAAACAAAUCUAAACCCACUUCAAAGAGGAGCUCAAGUACCACAAAGGUUAAGCCUUUAGGUCUGAUCCUCUUGUGUGGCGGUGACGGUAAUGGCAGUUAAUGGUGCUUGAGCGCACUAAUAAGCAGAGAGAUUGGAUAGAGUGAGCUUUUUGGUCUCAGGAGGGUUCACAUUCUAGCAUGGAGAGGAUGAAAGUAGUGUUGCUGGCCUUUUUGUGGCUGUGGGGUUCGAUAUGUCUAUCUUGCGCUGCUAGGCUGAGUGUUUCAAGGCAGAAGCUUGAAGUUCAAAAGCACUUGAAGCGCUUGAACAAACCUGCUGUCAAAAGUAUCCAGAGCCCAGAUGGGGAUAUCAUAGACUGUGUUCACAUGUCUCACCAGCCUGCAUUUGAUCAUCCUUUCCUCAAAGACCACAAGAUUCAGAUGAGGCCUAGUUAUCACCCUGAAGGACUCUUUGAUGAGAACAAAGUCACUGAGAAACCCGUUGAAAGAAUAAACCCUGUUACUCAGCUGUGGCAGUGGAACGGUAAAUGUCCCGAAGGAACCAUACCUAUUAGAAGAACUAAACAGGAAGAUGUUUUGAGAGCAAGUUCAGUCAAGAGAUAUGGUAGGAAGAAGCACAGAACUAUCCCUAAGCCAAGGUCUGCAGAUCCUGACUUCAUCAAUGAAAGUGGUCAUCAGCAUGCAAUAGCUUUUGUGGAAGGGGACCAGUAUUAUGGAGCAAAGGCAACUAUAAACGUAUGGGAACCCAAGAUACAGCAGCCUAAUGAGUUCAGUUUGUCUCAGCUGUGGAUUUUAGGAGGUUCUUUUGGUGAAGAUCUCAACAGCAUUGAAGCUGGUUGGCAGGUUAGCCCAGAUCUAUAUGGAGAUAACAACACAAGGCUCUUCACCUACUGGACUAGUGAUGCAUAUCAAGCAACUGGCUGCUACAAUCUCCUAUGCUCGGGUUUUAUUCAGAUUAACAGUGAAAUAGCAAUGGGAGCAAGCAUUUCUCCUGUUUCGGCCUAUCGUAAUUCCCAGUUUGAUAUAAGUAUACUUAUCUGGAAGGAUCCAACAGAGGGGCAUUGGUGGAUGCAGUUUGGUAAUAACUAUGUGUUGGGUUAUUGGCCAUCAUUCUUAUUUUCGUACUUAGCAGACAGUGCGUCCAUGAUCGAAUGGGGAGGUGAGGUUGUGAAUUCAGAACCAGAUGGUCAUCACACCUCCACUCAAAUGGGCAGUGGCCAUUUCCCUGAAGAAGGCUUUGGCAAAUCAAGUUAUUUCAGGAAUAUUCAGGUCGUAGAUGGCUCCAAUAACCUCAAGGUUCCCAAAGGGAUUGGCACCUACACUGAACAGUCAAACUGCUAUGAUGUCCAAACAGGCAGCAAUGGAGAUUGGGGCCAUUACUUUUACUAUGGGGGCCCUGGUAAGAAUUCCAACUGCCCAUGAAGGACAAAAACAUCAUUUCACCCUUAUUUCUCCCAUCCCAUGUAUCAUUCAACCUAGUGUAAUGUCCCCCAUCUCUCUCUCUCCUGUAUACCUAUUUUAGGUUUGGGUUAGUAUUAGCAACAUGUGAUAUCUCUGUAGUGGGAAGUUUUGACCCUCUUCCGUGCGUUUUGUUACUUGAAAAGAUCCUCCAUGUAAAUGGUUGGGAUUUGUGGUCUAAGUUUCUUAAAAAACUAAAGAAGCAGGCCUUUGUCACUCUUUGUAAUCUAUUUAGUUUUGUUUACUCCUUUCUUGGAGUGGCUUGUUAAUGUUAAUGAAUGGAUGGUUUUCUU
Molecule: messenger RNA, 1821 nt
Organism: Rubroshorea leprosula
Lineage: Eukaryota; Viridiplantae; Streptophyta; Magnoliopsida; Malvales; Dipterocarpaceae
Source: the annotation of a GenBank genome assembly